CUGAUCCCACCCACUGGCUCGCUGCUCCCUGCCUCUCCGUAUAAACACAGCCGGCACUAGCUCAGUCUGCCCGGAGCUGAUGCUUGCUGUUUCCUCUCGGGAUGGCUGUCCUUUUCACAGAGAGGCUGGGGGCGAUCCGGGCCGCUCUGUCCGACCAGACCUGGAUCCUUCUCCUCACUUUCCUGCUGCUGCUGGCCCGGUACAGUGUUCUACCAUAUGGGCUAUUUAGGCGACUUGGAGUUCCAGGCCCAAUGCCGCUGCCAUUCCUUGGAACAUUUUUACAUUAUAGAAAGGGUAUGUUUGGAUUUGACAUGGAAUGCUACAAGAAAUAUGGAAAGAUGUGGGGCAUCUAUGAUGGACGCCGGCCCAUUCUAUGUCUUGUGGAUCCUGAUCUAAUUAAAACCAUCUUCAUAAAAGAAUUUUACACUCUGUUCACCAAUAGACAGGACUUUGGUCUGAACGGACCAUUGACUGAGUCCAUCCUGGUUGUUCAAGAUGACCAUUGGAAGAGAAUCCGAAGUGUCCUUUCACCAACUUUCACCAGUGGGAGACUGAAAGAGAUGUGUCCAAUCAUCAGUCACUAUGCAGAAAAUCUUGUGAAGAAUGCAAAAAAGAAAGCAGAGCUGAAUGAAUCUGCUGACAUGAAAGAUAUCUUUGGCACAUACAGCCUAGAUGUGAUUACGAGCACUGCAUUCAAUGUGGAUGUCGACUCGAUCAACAAUCCCAAUGACCUAUUUAUCAUCAACAUCAAGAGAUUGAUCAAUUUCAAUGUCUUCAACCCUGCAUUUAUCCUUGCCUUGGCUUUUCCUGCUGUUAUUCCAAUCCUUUCGAAGCUUAAUUUUAGCUUCUUCCCUAGAGACAUGAACACGUUUUUCACAAAUGUUUUGGUGAACUUGAAGGCAAAGAGACAAAAAGGAGUGCACACUGAUCAGGUGGAUUUUCUGCAGCUGAUGGUUGAUUCUCAAGUAGCCAGUGUCAGCUCUGAAAAGCAGAAUGGUGAUGGCAAGUCAACUGAAAAAGCUCUAACUGACUCGGAGAUUCUGGCACGGGCCAGGACUUUUAUCCUUGCUGGAUAUGACCCCAGCAAUACACUAUCUUGUAUUGCAUACAACCUGGCAACACACCCGGAUGUACAGAAGAAACUGCAGCAAGAGAUAGAUGAAGCUUUCCCAAACAAAGCUCCUCCCACAUAUAAUGAAGUGAUGCAGUUGGAAUAUAUGGAAAUGGUGAUAUCUGAAACCCUUCUACUGCUCCCCUCUGCCCCCAGCAUUGAAAGAGUGUGCAAGAAAGAUGUUUGACUCAGUGAGGUAACCAUUCCAAAGGGGACUGCAAUAAUAGUUCCUACCUAUGUCCUGCACCAUGAUCCAAAAUACUGGCCAGAGCCUGAAGAGUUCAGACCUGAAAGGUUUAGUAAGGAGAAUAGAGAGUCUCGGGAUCCAAAUAUCUUUCUGCCAUUUGGAGUGGGCCCUCGGAACUGCAUCGGGAUGCAAUUUGCUCAAAUUAUAAUGAAGAUGGGACUUGCUUCAUUCUUGCAACAUUUGAGACUUGUGCCAUGCAAGGAGACACCGAUCCCUCUAGAAAUGGAUGUGAAAGGACCCAUGCAUCCCAAAAAACCCGUAAUCCUGAAAUUUGUGCCAAGGGUGAAUGCUGAUUCAAAGGAGUAAAGCACUGGUCCACUUGGAACUGUUAAAAUAUUUGGGAGAGUAAAUACCUCAAACCUAAAGCGAAAUAGGUUAUGUCACUGCAAAGGAAAUGAAAGUAUAUGGAUAAACAAAAAGUCUCUAUCAUGAGAGGAAACUAGGAUUAAUUGAUGAGAAUCUACAAUCUUUCUCCAGUUGCUAAGACUGGGUGUUGAGUAUACUAGAAAGAUAUUAUAAGAGCGUAUUCAAUAGGAAAACACAUCAAGGUAAUAUUGUACAAUUAGAAUGUUAAAAAUGUAUUUUUAAACAUUUUUGAUAUCUUAAAGAAUCAUUUUGUUACUGAGGUCUAUUUGAUAGAUAGAUAUGCAUUGUUUCUAAUAUAUUAAGUGUUUUCUAGUGAAAAUGUAUCUGUCAAGGAUUUCUUAAGAUAAUUGUAUCUUUUCACUCAAUUCUGUUAAGCAAGUUAGCAUUUAUAAUUAAAAACAGUGCAAUAUCCAAUUUUGACUACAAAUUUGGGAAAUGAAAUGGACCUGAUCAAUGCAGGGCUUGUAACGCACAAAUUAACCUGCAUCCUGACCCACUGAGACAGGUAGCAUGCAAACUUUAUUCUGCCAUCGUAUCAAUAUACAGUGAGACAUGGAAUAUGUUGCUGUCUGCCCCAGCAGCAUUCGUGGCCAGUAUGAUAGAUGACGAGGUGGUGGCUCUUAAUGCUGCUAUAAAGACACUGUGCUUGGGGACACAAAACCAUUCAUGGACUGGGCCAGGAUAACCUUCAGCCUAUUAGCUUGCUGUCAGCGCUCACACUCUCUCAGCGUAUCUGGAUGCUCACAGCAUCUAUGCCUUGCCUUUUUGAACCUUGCUAUUACUAUCGAUGCAGAGGGAGAGCUGUUCUGAGUGAGUAGGCAGCACAGUGAUCAUUGCCAGAUUAGUGGUAUUGGGAAUGGGUGAGGCUGUGUGUAAAAAUGCUGCAGGCCAACAUUCCUCUAGUCUUCCUGAUUUUGUGCAAUGCCAAAGCAUUGUGGACAAAGGUCUGUGGGUGGGCACUAGCCAUGGAGCUUGUGCUAAGAUGUUGGUGUCUUGUGCCCAACAUUAAGGGACAAAGGAACACUUAUUCUGAUGUUUGUUUUUGGAAUUCUUGACAUCUAGUUUCUAUCUGAUGCAUGGGAGAAUGGAAAACUGAGUAUCAAUGAGGCAUGAUUGAGUAAUAAUGCCAUGCUGUUGCAUAUAAAUUUACAGAAAUUGCUCUCUUGCUGCUCAUGAAUGAGAUUCUCAGCGUCUCACCAUUUCAGAAUUAGGUCACAGAAACUGACCUUUUGUCCUCAACACUGAGAAUUUCAGUUUUGCUGAUUUCACAUUAUUUUCCCAGCACUCACCAAUACCAAGUUGUUCAGGGGCUGCCAAGUGUGACACUUUGAGCAAACUUUUAUUAUUUAAUUUGUAACAUUAUCAUUUCAAAGAAAAACGUUUAAUCAGUGAAGAUAGAAUUCUAGAAUAAAUUCUAGAAGAAAUU
Rhincodon typus (whale shark) is the source of this 3150-nucleotide messenger RNA. RefSeq names its product cytochrome P450 3A21-like. The record is from RefSeq and is a predicted model, not a curated record. Lineage: Eukaryota; Metazoa; Chordata; Chondrichthyes; Orectolobiformes; Rhincodontidae. Gene Ontology annotation, molecular function: heme binding; oxidoreductase activity, acting on paired donors, with incorporation or reduction of molecular oxygen; iron ion binding.